Orbicella faveolata is the source of this 4648-nucleotide messenger RNA. RefSeq names its product cocaine esterase-like. Lineage: Eukaryota; Metazoa; Cnidaria; Anthozoa; Scleractinia; Merulinidae. The record is from RefSeq and is a predicted model, not a curated record.
UGUCCUUGCGCAAGUGAAAUGUUGCAGUUGUGUUACACCGGCGCUACAGACGAAUGCACUCUAUCCAGAUCCCUCUCUUUAUUGACUUAUCCCAUUUGAACUAUUACCACAGUAUUCGACUGACAAAUAUGAUAAGUGGAUAUUAUGAAGCACAGAUCGAUCACUGCCACUGCAAUGCACUGCAAUGAACAGUACCGUCCUGGAUUGGCAAAUGUCCUCCUCCAGGCAGUGACAAAAUUUGUCCGGGGGCGAGGGGAGACAGGUACUGGUGGAAUUGACUGAUGCAUUAUAUCAGUUCCACUGCCAUCGUGUCCUUUUAAAUUGGGGUCAGGUUAUUGUGAAGAGAACAAUGUUUGCAAAGACCUCAAAAUUAACGCUAAUUAAAAUAGUCAUUGAUUUUUGCUUGGCCUUAUGCGUCUAAAUCUUUGACGUCAUUGGGUGAGGCAGAUGGCGUGACAUCCAUGAUACACCUUACUUGAAAAUAUUGGCAAUGCACGGUCACUGAGGUGAGAAAAGGGUCGAAGAAAAAAAUACACAGCAGCACUGAACAACGGAUAAACACUCUUCGAUAUGCAGGUAGUUAAAUUUCGUACUUAUUUCUUGACCGUGACGUGUGCCGUCCUUUUGGUAUCGAAGACAACCCUAGCUGAAGUCAAUGAGGACAAACUUUCCCCCGUUGUUCAGACCGAGUCCGGGGCAAUUGUUGGCACGGUUGAGACUCUUCCACACGGCAAAACAGCACACCAGUAUCUUGGUAUCCCAUAUGCUGAACCUCCGGUCGGAGACUUAAGGUUUGCAGACCCAAAGCCGGUUAAACCUUGGUCAGGAACAAAACAAACCACAGAGUACGGAGCCUCGUGUAUGCAGAGCCGAUUGCCUAUUCCUGGUGCACCUACAGGUAAUGUAUAUGUGUGUUUGUGUGUGUACGUGUAUAUGGAUCUCUUCGAUAUGCAGGUAGUUAAAUUUCGUACUUAUUUCUUGACCGUGACGUGUGCCGUCCUUUUGGUAUCGAAGACAACCCUAGCUGAAGUCAAUGAGGACAAACUUUCCCCCGUUGUUCAGACCGAGUCCGGGGCAAUUGUUGGCACGGUUGAGACUCUUCCACACGGCAAAACAGCACACCAGUAUCUUGGUAUCCCAUAUGCUGAACCUCCGGUCGGAGACUUAAGGUUUGCAGACCCAAAGCCGGUUAAACCUUGGUCAGGAACAAAACAAACCACAGAGUACGGAGCCUCGUGUAUGCAGAGCCGAUUGCCUAUUCCUGGUGCACCUACAGUGAAGCUCAGAGAGGACUGCCUUUUCCUCAACGUAUUUGUCCCGUCAGCAAUAAAGCCCGAUGUCAAACUAGCGGUCAUGGUGUGGAUUCAUGGAGGGGGAUUCAUCAUAAGCUCUUCCACAAAUUUCCCCGGGGGAGUCAUGGCCACCUUCAAUGACGUCAUCAUUGUGACAGUCAACUAUCGCCUGGGAGUACUUGGCUUUUUUAACAUCCCUGGCACUGAUUACAAAGGAAAUUUUGGCAUGAUGGAUCAGGUGCUGGCAUUAAAGUGGGUUCAAGCCAACAUUGCAAGUUUUGGUGGCGAUCCCAACAGAGUGACUAUAUUUGGUGAGAGCGCAGGAGGAGUGGGUGUUUCUCUUCAUCUAGUAUCGCCAUUGUCCAAAGGUUUGUUCCACAGAGCCAUAAUACAAAGCGGUGCAGCCUCGUCUCCUUUAUUCUGUGGAAAGGUUACUAACACAGCUCAGGUAGAGUUGUUCACCAAACUUACAAACUGUACCUUGGGACGAAAUCAUGUCGAGUGUCUUCGUGGCAAAACUGCUGAGGAAAUUACGACAGCACAGAGCGACUUGACGUAUCCUAAUGUUGACGAACCUUCACAAGAUUUAUUAGCGCCUACAGUUGAUGGCCACUUUUUACCAGAUCUGCCAGAAACCCUGUUCAAGGCAGGUCAGUUCCACCCUAAUAUUGAUGUUAUCACUGGUGUCAACUCCAACGAAGGUGCCUUGUAUGCAAUGCCAAUGAUAACCCAGCUCAAAGAUGGAAUGGACCGACUCAUGUUUGAAUCUUUCACAAAAAAGCAGUUGCUUUAUGGUCGAGAGAAGAGCAAGAUUCUCGAAGAAUUGAUUUUUCACGAGUACACAAACCAUGAAGAUCCAAAUGACAAAAUUGCUGUUCGCCAGUUGAUGAUGGACAGUGUUAGUCAUUCAGAUUUUGUUGCACCCACCUUGCUCGAGGCCAACGCUUUGGCAAAGGGAGGACAAGCAACAUACGUUUAUGUGUUCGACCACAGACCAGUCUAUUCACCUAUGCCUGACUGGAUUGGCGUGGCGCAUGGCAUUGAGAUCGGAUUUGUGCUUGGUGCACCUUUCAGCAACAUACCUGAGCCAGUCUUGAACAUGAUGGUUGCGAAGUACUCCGAGAUAGAAAAGGGGCUGAGUCUUUAUAUCAUGAAACUAUGGACGGACUUUGCCAAAUACGGAUCUCCAAAUCCACCCGACUCUGGUCCUUUGCCAGUCACAUGGCCGAAGUUUACAGAACAAGAACAGGAAUAUCUUGUCCUCGAUGUGAAACCGAGGGUGGAGAGCAGGUACCAAGCCGAGAAAGUUGCAUUUUGGAACGAAAUUGUCCCCAAAAUUCUAGAGCUUGCGAAGACGGAGAAAAACAAAACUGAAGAAAAGGCGCCAAAGGAUGAGCUACAUCGAGUCUUAUUGUUGAGGAGGGAAUACAGGUAUAGUCACGCAACAGUAAUGAAGAUCAGGAAAACAUUCUUUAAUAUGAAGUUAGAUCCAUUCCGAUUUUUUUGCGUGACCGUGAUCUGUGCUGUCCUUUUUGCAUCUAAUUUAACACGAGCUGAACUCGACGAGAGCCAUCGUUCUCCUGUUGUGCAAACCGACUCCGGUGCAGUGGUUGGCAAGGUCCAGAAUCUUCCACACGGCAAAUCAGUGCACGAGUACCUUGGUAUCCCGUAUGCAGAACCUCCGGUCGAAGAAUUGAGGUUUGUAGCUCCGAAACCUGUCAAACCUUGGUCUGGAAUAAAAAGCCCUUUGCAAUUGCAGGUGCUGGCAUUAAAGUGGGUCCAAGCCAACAUUGCAAGUUUUGGCGGCGAUCCCAACAAAGUGACCAUAUUUGGCGAGAGCGCGGGGGGAAUGAGUGUUUCUCUUCAUUUAGUGUCGCCAUUGUCCAAAGGUUUGUUCCACAGAGCCAUAAUGCAGAGCGGUGCAGCGUCCACGCCUCUUUACUGUGGAAAAGUUGUUAAAACAGUGCAGUUAGAGUUGUUUGCCAAACUUACGAACUGUCCCUUGGGACCAAAUCAUGUAGAAUGCGUGCGCGGCAAGACUGCUGAGGAAAUUCUCAGGCUGCAAAGGGGUUUGACGCUUCCUUACUACGCAGGCACACAAGAUAUAGCAGGACCUACAGUUGAUGGCUACUUUUUACCAGAUCUACCGGAAACUCUGUAUAAAACAGGUCAAUUCCACCCUGAUGUUGAUGUUAUAACUGGUUUUAGCUCCAACGAAGGCGCCUUGUUUGCAAUGAUAAUGCCACCUGAACUCGUGAAAGAUGGAAUGGAACCAAACACGUUUAAAUCAUUUAUUAAUGGUGGGUUCGUUUAUGGUCGAGAGAAGAGCAAGGCCCUCGAAGAAUUGAUUUUUCUUGAGUACACCAACCAUGAAGAUCCAAAUGACAAAAUUGCUGUUCGCCAGUCGAUGAUGGACAGUGUCGGCCAUUCAAAUUUUGUUGCACCCACCUUGCUCGAGGCCAACGCUUUGGCAAAGGUAAAAAAUACAACCGACAUAUAUAACGAUUGGGUUAUCCAUUGUUUGGCCCAGCCUAAAAUCACUUUAGUUAGCAGAGAUAUCGCUCAGGAAAUACUAGGAGAUAAUCAUGAUGUCUAUUUUCCUUUCAAUGUUAAACAGGGAGGACGACCACCUUAUGUAUAUGUGUUCGAUCACAGACCAGUCUAUUCACGCAUACCUGACUGGACGGGCGUGGUGCAUGCUAUGGACGUUGGAUUUGUGUUUGGUGCACCUUUCAAGAACAUACAAGACCCAUUUGUAAAUAUGAUGGCGAUGAAGUACUCGGAGAUAGAAAAGGGGCUGAGCCUUUAUAUCAUGAAACUGUGGACGGACUUUGCCAAAUAUGGGUCACCAAAUCCACCAGAAUCUGGUCCUUUGCCAGUCACGUGGCCUAAGUUUACAGAACAGGAGCAGGAAUAUCUCGUCCUGGAUGUGAAACCGAGAGUGGAGAGCAGGUACCAAGCCGAAAAAAUUGCAUUUUGGAACGAAGUUCUUCCUAAACUGGCCGAGGUUUUGCAAACGAAGAAAAAGAAAAAUGGCGAGGAGACGCCAAAGGAUGAGCUGUAAACACACACGAAAACGUUGCAGUGGAAUUCCCUUUAUUUGCACCUAUAUUUACAUUUUAUAUCUAUCUUUUACAUUGAAUGAGUAAACCUUCUUUCUCUCUCCAGGUCCCUUUCCCUUACCAACGUUUUUUCUUGACCGCCGUGUAAGACAUUAGGGAGCUUAAGUAACGACGACGUCGACGCCGAGGACAACGCCUAGUAAAAAAUGAAUUUAUAUUUUACCAGCGAAAUUCGCUAUUGUCUCGAUCUGUUUGGUGCGCCAAUGGCUCUAAAAAUGUGCUCAAGCUAAAUAU